AGUAGUGAGUUACAACAGCAUGUAUUAUUAGCUCUCGGUAUAUAUCAACAUGGAGGAGGGUAAUAGAAUCGACUGUUUGAAAAGAACCUACCUCUGACAAGGAUUAAUAUUUUUCAUCUACAAACAUGGCACUCCAACACUUGAACCAAAAUGGCCGAGAAAAAAGAUAGAAAGUCAUCUGAGGAAAAAAUAACUGAAAACACACAGUGCAAACGUUGCAAGAGAGCUCUGAAAAUAUUUCGGUCAUCUUCAUUAACUGAACCGAAUGCCCUUCUGACUCAUAUAGAUAUAUGUGAUGACAUAACAGGAAAGAAAAAAUCAAACACCAAGAAACAGGAGAAAAUAAAGGAAAUUGAAAUAAUAUUGUCAGCACUUCGGAACACCCAAGGUGGAAUAUUGCUGGUGCAUCUCAGUGGAUUAGCAGAUGAAGACAGAUUUCUUGGCACCUUUGACGAAUUCAUUGAAGAUAGUUUGAAAAAGCUAAUCUGUGAUGGAAAACUAUUUACUGACACCUACACAAGAAGCUGGUUCCAUAAAAUAGAAGGUGCUGAGAACUUUAAAGACUUCCUUGUGAUAACUGUCGUCAAAACAACGGGUGUUGCGACUGUUGACUUCAAAACUAGAAUCGGUUCGGAUUUGCAAAUUGAGAAACCGUCCAGCUUCAAUAUAUUUGAACUGUUAAUAAAGAGGUCGAAAGCAGUGAAACCAGUUUUGAAAGGAAUAGCAGAAAUACCAUUUGAGAGCAGAAGCAUUCAACUGAAAACAUGUGAUCCACAACUGGAUAAAAAAGCUCCCCCAAAUCUUCUUACAGAUGCAGAGGUGCUCGCUAGAUACAUUUGGGCAAAAUUGAGAUUUAGAGAGUAUUUAAGUUCUAUUUCAAAAAUUGCAACGGGCGGUUCUUACUAUGUAGGGAUAACUGAAGAAAAAUGCCAAUAUUCUCUACAAACAUCUGAAACACGUUCUGAAUACAACAGCCGUGUUCCACAUAUAUGCGGAUUUACUCUUCAAGUGGAUCGUUCCCUUGUCAAAAAGAGUUUGCACUCAAUCAUUCGGGAAGAGGUUGUGCUUAUUGAAGACAAAGGCAUCAUAAACUGUCACCCUUCAGUACCAGAUCUGAUUGAGGUUGAGUUCUAUGACAUCAAGGACAACAAAGUCGUGCUGGAAAUAGCCAUUGGACAUGUGAAUGGUAUUUUAUUCUAUGAUAAACUUGGUCCAGAAACAUAUGAAAUGACAGAAAAUGGAUCACCACGCAGGAUGUCGCUUGUUGACUGGCUAUGUAAGAUGACUCAACACACAAAACAAUCCAUGUAGAAGUAUGUCUGCUGCAUCGUGAAAGGAGUGAAGCUGACAUUGUACUUGGAAGCUUUAAGUUACAGACGAAUACUUGAAUACAGACGAAGAAAACGUUUUACAUAUUUUCUACAAAAAUGACCGCUUUGGAGGAGAAUGAUUUUGAAGGGUCUUCCGACGCAUCAGACAUUGAUGUUGAUGGAAUAUGUGCUGGAAUAAAAUGUAUUUAUUCAAUAGAGAGUUCUGACUCGGAUGAAUCGCUGUGUGACAGAAACACAACAAUGAAUUGUCAAGAGGCAUUUGGUCAUCAAAAUGUGGCAACUGGAAGCCAUAGUUCAUAUUGUACACAUGCGGAUGACCCUUAUGAUGCUCCAAAAACAACUGUGGAUAUAAGAGGAGGCCUGUACGUUUACCCAGCCAACUUUGAACCGCAAAAAAGUUGCCCAGGGAUAUGGAAGGAAGUUAAAGGAAUUUUCUCACCUAAAUCUUGUGAGUCGCUGAUUUACUUUGGAGUGUCAUUAAUGGCCACAGUGGGUGCUUCACUGAAGAGUAUUCGUCUCGACAAUAUCAUUUGCGAUCUCAUAGUAUUUUCACCAAGCCGAAUUCCGUUGGUGUUGACAAUCGUGCGAGAUGAAAUGACCAAACAAGAUAAAGUUUACAAUAACCUCGUUACAAGAACAGUCACGUCUAUUGUCAGAGAACAUUCCACUCCAAAUUUCGUCGCAAGCCACGGGGUAUUAGAGGAGAGACAAAGCAAUCUAAUGGAGCGCAGACUUGAAGAGUUUGAAGCUGAUGCCAAAAUGUUUGCAAUACCAGAUUCACUUUACAUGGACACGAAAAAGUACGAAGCAGUCAUUGGAAGUUUCUUAAACAGCGUGGGAACCUUCAGAUUCACAGAAGAGGUACAUCAUGAUCAAGGAAAAGAAGUCCAAUUACGACGACAUUCAGCUACAAAUUCCAACGCAAGGGCUCAAUCCAAUAGGCGUCAGGGUACUUUCAUAUCCAUGACGGAACAUCCCGACGGAGGAAAAGCCGGGAAAGCAGAAAGUAGAAGGGAAGUUGAAAGUGGAUACCUGACGUCAGACGAUCUCAACGAGGGAUGUCACGGCGAUGCACGCUCAUGAUAAAGUCGGAAACAUACAAUGGAUUCUGCUCUUUGCAUAUAUUUCUUGUGAUUAUGGAAAGGUUCUGUUGUUUUUAUUUAAUACACCCGUGGUAUUGUUCAUCAGUAAUAUUGAUGUCACACUGGACAACAUCAUCAUUACAAUCCAUACUUUUCAUAUACAAUGUACAGAAUGCAUUAUGUUUGCAUACGAGGUGCACAGGGUAUUAUCACAUUUAAAACUGUUUUUCAUAGGACGGGGUAUUAUAAGGGCCUUUUUAGCACAUUUGAAAUAAAAAAAUGGUGUCCUCAUGCAAAGCAUCAGACUCCGAGGUAGUUGUGGAAGUCGUUCUGGAUACAAAUCGGAACCUCACCUGCCUAUGUAUUGUGUAAUAAAAAAAUGUUAUGUGAUGAUAACUGCAGCAAAACUGCUGGCAAACGCACCGUAAACAUGACUUCGCUGUCUGGUAAAAUUAAACUCUUUAUUUCCACGGUAUUCAGAAUUUUGGAUAAUAUGCACAGUCACGGCCAUUAAGAAGAUAAAUAUUACUUAAUUUUAAUCACAUGUGCACGCACUUACACCUAAGUUUACACUGAAUUGCAGCAUUGGUAUACGAAACAACACAAAACAACUCAUAACGUGAUUUAUUGCCAGGCUGAGCUGGUUAUCGACUAAGUAAGGAUAAGACAUGUGGAUAAAACAACUUAUUUAUUGCAAUUACUUCUUGUAAUAAAGAAGUUGUUAAUCCAUAUCUUAUCCUUACUUAGUACUCCAACUUCUAAAUGCCUCUCAAAGUGGUUAUCGACUGUUUUGAUUACACUCUGUGGAAUGUUGUGUGUGUGCAUAAUACAAUACACAUUUCCAAAAAUAAAUAAAAAAUUCUAGAAACAACCAAGUGCAUAGUUCAGCAAUUAUUUAUGUGCGAUAUAGCAAACAACAAGGAUCAACUCGACGGUGAUCCCAGUUUCGAAAUGUUCAUGAAUUCCACGAAAACUGCUGAGUGUCUAUUAGUUUUCUAUUCACUUUAACCAAAUUUGAAGAAGACUUGUAUCUCAUUGGUUGCUUACACAAACAUACGACGAUAGACUCAUGUUUUUUUUUUAAAGACAAUGAUACCAGUUUUGAAAUGUUCAUGAAUUCCACGAAAAUUGUUGAUUGGCGUGAGUUUCUAUUAGUUUUCUAUUCACUUUAACCAAAUUUCAAGAAUACUUGAAUCUGAUUGGUUGCUUACACAAACACGCGUCUGUAGACACGGUUUUCGGAAGGCGUUUCUCGUUGAUGCGAUAAUCUACUGGUCUAUUUCCGAAGUGGGGCGUAUCAUCAGUUUUCAAAAUAUGAAGUUUCCGAUAUUUAUCAUAAAAAUGCAACGAUGUUUCAAAGGUGGACUAACUAGUUUGGGAUAUGUUAGGACAUUAUAUGAGAUCGGUUCGCCCCGAUUAUGUUUCUAGGUUUGUCAGCACCAUACCCGUGCUCGUGGGUUUCACCGAAGUGGUAAACGUCUGAGACCUGCAUCACUUCGGGCUUUCCUCCCACAUUAAGCUGACACGCCGUGAUAUAACUGGACUACUGUUAAAAGCGGCGUUAAACCCAACUCACUCCAGUUUCAUACAUCGCUCUUUCAGCCAUUGCAGCGCCACGUGUCGAAAUUCCUAAAUGUUCUGAGGAAAUAAUACUGCAGGUUUUGUCGAAAUGGUUUAAUAAAAUAUAUUCAAGUGACCGUUUCACUAAUAUGUGGUCGAAAUCUAUCAUUGUAUCUCUCUAUAGAAAGGGGGCACUAAUAAUCAAGAUACCUAUACAGGAAUCCCCCUGAAUAGUAUACUUAGUAAAGACUUUACAUGUAUUUUAAAUAAAAGACUUACGCUUUGGGCAAAUAUGAGCGACAGAAUUCCUGAAACUUAAGAUGGUUUUCCAAAACAUUACUCCACAACUGACCACAUUUUUACACUUUGUCAUUGAUCAGAAAUAUCUGUUUUAUGUAGCAUUCGUUGACUUUAAGAAAGCGUUUGAUUCUUUUAAUCGGCAUAAAGUAUGGCUCUGUUUACAAAAUAUUGGCCUGAAGGGUAAAAUGCUACAAAUCUACAAAUGUGAAACUUGUAUAGAGGAUGAAUUUCAUAUACUGCUUGUUUGUACUGUUUUUAUGAUUUAAGGGAAGCAUAUAUUCCACAGAAUACCUGCGUUUACCAAAUUUGUAUUGAUGUAAAUAUCUAGGUAUCACUAAAAAAAGAAGUUGUUAUCCAUUAAUUAUCUCUACUUUGUCAUCCGUCAAGUUCAAAGUCAUGCAUAUCAAACAAUUCAUUUAAAUCUUUGUUGAUCACUAAUGAUGGAAAAACCAUGUUUAGGUAAUCACUAUUUGUUCACCGUGCACUUUGUCGGCACAAGAAUUUUAUAGUAUCGUGACGUCACUUCGUAAAAUAUUUAUGUACACCCACUUUGUAACAUUAUCUGCACAGAUGGUUUGUAAGCAGCGCAUUUCUGCAGCUGUGUUGUUCUCACUGUUAUAAUCUAUUUGUUCUCUUGUUUUAUAUAUGGGCCGGAGGCCUUGAGUACAAUAUUAAACAUCCUGAUCUUGAUCACGCGCCAAUACACACGGUGUACAGCAUAUAUUAAUAGAUCCCUCAAUUCCUUAGAAUAAGGAAAUUUGUUACUACAUUAUAUUAAAGAUAGACCCGUGAAUAUCCGGGGUAGAAUAUGUCUUCAGCAACCCAUGCUUGCCGAAAAAAGCGAAUAUGCUUGUUUUAAGAGGCGACUAUAGGGAUCGGGUGGUCAGGCGCGCUGACAUGGUUAAUGCAUGUCAUCGAUCCCAACUGCUCAUGAUAUUAAUCACUGGAUUGGCUGGUCCAGACUCGAUUAUUUAGACCGCCGUCACAUAGCUGGAAUAUUGCUGAAUGCGGCUUUAAACAACAAACAAACAAAACAAACAAACUAUAUAAGUAAAGAUAACCUACAUGAUGACGUCAUUGACGGUAUCACAUUACAAACGUAACAGUAUUCAACAUAUGUAUGAAAUUGAGAAAAAGUUUAAAAGCAUAUUACCCGAAAGAUCGCCCAGUACACAAAGAUGUACAUGUUGUAAGCGUCUAUAAUUAUAAUCGAAGCUGUUUUAGAAGUAAUUCUGGAUUGGAUAAAUUGGAUUGAGUGGUGACUUUUCGGCGGUAUGGUUGAUUGUGUGUCAACAUGGGGACUUCCUGGUGUCUAAGGUAGGUAAACCAUUGAAACGUGUUGAUUGGUAAUGAAAUAGAGUAGUGUAGGGGCCAUCUCACAGGCCCAAGUGAGCGAAGUUAAUGAUACUCCAACUUGAAAACGGUGUACGUCGUUACGUCGGUAAAUGCAAUAAGCAAGAAUUUGUUAUAAGUUGUACGUUUUCUAAAUUUAAGCUAACGUUAAAGAUAGUGAACUAAGUUCACCUGAGUUUUAACAGACAAGUGAACUAAAUUCAAUUUAAUUGAUGAUAUUCAUUCAAUUGUUGUAUAUAAGCUUGACGUGCAAGAUAUGCGAAAUCGUUUCUUCCUGAUACAGUCAAACUAUGGAAUUCCUUGACUACUGCAUAUACUGAAGUCAGAACACUGAAAGACUUUAAAAGAAUGAUAAAAGGGGAUGAAAAGCUUUGCAACAAACAAGAUUUAAACCAUAGCUCUAGGUUUAACCAAAUUGUGCAAUGUCGCCUGAGACUUGACUAUAGUGACCUCUUUGCUGACAGGUUUAAAAUGUUUAUAUCAGCACAUCCAAACUGUUCUUGUGGCUACCACCAUGAAGAUGCACUUGACUGUUUCUUUACCUGUACCAACUGCACCGGCAUAAGAAAACACUUGUAUUUUUACUCCAAAGUUUAUAAUCUAAACUCUACAUCUAAAGAUUAAUUUACAAAUACUAAAAUUUGUUAAUAAUUUCAUAUCAGCCUCUGGCAGAUUUCAAAACUGUAUCUAAAUGCAAACUAUCGUUUAAUCUCUUAUGUUACCGAUUUUGCUUACAGCGUCGUUAUUCAAAAUAAUUACAUUAUUACUUAACCUUGACUGUACAUUAUAAUUGACGACAUUUGUAUGGUAGCUGGAGCGGUAUUGACAUGAGUCCUUACCUGUUUACCAAUCCAGUUUCACACAUUCUGUGAAAUAAAUUUGUUAAAACAA
Haliotis rufescens (red abalone) is the source of this 6517-nucleotide messenger RNA. RefSeq lists its product as uncharacterized. The coding region runs from base 1428 to 2414 and encodes 328 amino acids. The record is from RefSeq and is a predicted model, not a curated record. NCBI's taxonomy places the organism in Eukaryota, Metazoa, Mollusca, Gastropoda, Lepetellida, Haliotidae. The transcript has 9 exons.